This is a messenger RNA of Lottia gigantea (owl limpet), 1080 nucleotides long. RefSeq lists its product as hypothetical. Lineage: Eukaryota; Metazoa; Mollusca; Gastropoda; Lottiidae. The record is from RefSeq and is a predicted model, not a curated record. The coding region runs from base 1 to 1080 and encodes 359 amino acids. The transcript has 4 exons.
AUGAUGAUGGAGUCCAGUAUCAACAGCGCAACAAUCUUACCACCUUACGAAGAAGAAUUCGAAACAGUUGAUAAUCUUCAUUGGUCUCCAGAAACAGCAAACAGCAUUUAUUUGUUUUGGAUACACCAGCUUCAAGCAUCGAAAUUUAGAACCACUAAAGUUCUUUAUGACAGGUGUGUUCGUACAAAUGCUAUAUCAGUGUUAAUAUAUAAAAGUUCUAUUUUAUGUGCUCUGAAAUGUUCAUUGAACGCUAAUUGUAGAAGAAUGAUGACUUGCACUCAUCCAGACGGAGUUGAAUGUUCUUUCUAUUAUGAAGGAGAAAAUUGUGCGACUCUACACCCUAUUGGAUGUUCCUGCUUUAUGAAGGCAUAUAGUAAGGUGAAUAAUACAGCGAUUUGUCCUAUAGGUUUAUAUGGGGACAACUGUGAAAAUACCAUUAAAGACUGCAGUGAAGGCAAUGAUAAAGGCUUUGGUAUUUUUAAUGCGUGGGUUCGUUCUUAUAUCAAACCAUUGAGAUUGAGCACUGCUAUCGAGGUAUUGUGUGAAUUCAGAUACGGUGGUUUUACCUUCUUCAUGACCAGAGAUCUUGGCUGUGAAGAUGUUUCCUUCAACAGAAAAAUAACAGAAUACAUUGAUGGUUUUGGAGAUCCAAAUGCUGAUCAUUGGCUAGGAUUAAUCCACUUUAAGGCGAUUUUAGACCAACAUUCGCGAAACAGGCUAAUGGUUGUUCUUAUCAGAGACGACUUCCGCGAAAAUUAUUAUGAUAAUUUCUCAAUUGGAGCGGUAGCUGAUGGAUACCCAAUUCACCUUGGACAAUACGACACAUAUUCUAAAGAUAAUUGUGGCGACUCACUAACAGGUGAUGUGAAUAUUGAAGGAUCUCCCUUCUCAGCUCCUGGUUCUGAUCAAACGUCCUUCAACUGUGCUGAUACUCGUCAAGGUGGUUGGUGGUAUGCUAAUGAUUCGAGAUGUAGUGAAAGUUACUUCAUGGGUUCUAAAGGCGCUAUGCUAUGGCCGACAUCUCUGGGUGAUAUUCAACAAAAUGUUGUUGCGUUAAGAGUAAAACCUUUUCACAAGUAA